AUAAAUUUGCAAAAAGUUGACGUGUCUCAUCUCUCGUGAGUCUUGAACACAGAAUAGCUUAAAUUGGUGUUUGUAGAAAAAAUAUUAAACUAUAAGAAUAGUAAUGGAAUGAUUAAGACGCCUUUAAAUGGCAUGCCUGAUGCAGGUGUUAUGAUGAACAACAAUUAAUGCAAAUAUUUUUUUCGUUAACGAUGACCUCACAGAUCUCAGACAACCUGUUAUCAAUCUCAGUUCCAUUGAUAGAAUAUGCAGCGACAUGUAUCACGAAGACGCCCUUCAUCUUAUUCUACCCGCCGUGAUCAACUUUUCUUCAGAUGGAGAACUUUGAAAAUCCCUGUUGCGAAUAUAAAAAGCGGUUGAUACAGCUCCGUUGGAUAUCUUCACUUACUGAGCACCAGUUGAAGAACAAUGAAGGCUUCGUCGUUGGUUUGUUUGUUGGCGUUGGUGGUGAUGGUCAGCACUACGCCGCAGGUCUCUAUACCUAUCAGCAACAACUCCAAGUCGAAAUCCAUUGAGGAGAUUAAACCCAUCGCCCCGACCGUUCCAGUCCCUGGAGUCACCCCUGCGGAAUCCAAGCCAAAGGAAUGGUUAUCGUCCACUUCAACUGUUGCCGAUAAAUCUCGUUGCCUUAAAGAUUAUCGCAAUAAAAAUUCUGAUGCCCCACCACCGAGCGCGGCAAAUAUUACCUCCCCCACCCAUCAUUACCCAUUCGUGGUGUCAAUUGUCGCCGAGUAUGAUAAGAAAUACGAAUUCAAAUGUAGUGGAUCUUUGAUUAGUCCAACUAAAAUACUGACAGUCGCCGGAUGCUUAACCAAUCCUACAUAUUUUUAUAUUUACCCCGUGGAAAACCUAAAAGUUAAGCUUGGCAAGCACUACUUGAACUGGACGACAAACGAUGCCCAGGUGACAAGGAAUGUAACAAAUAUAGAAGUCCGUGAAUUUAACUUCGAAGACGUCUUGAUUCUGACGAUGGAUUCACCUGUGGAAUAUACGGACACCAUUUCCCCAGUUUGCUUGGCACCAGAUUGCUUCGAUGAGAGCGGCCAAUCAGUAAUUGCCAUGGCAUAUCAGCACGAUCCCCAUGAACUAGAAACAAAAAAUACCGAUUUCCUGAAAUUCGUGCGCCUUUCUAUGCUUCCAAUGACAAAUUGCUACGUCAAAGAUGUGGAAUUUAUGCUUUGUGCCUAUCAAGAAUGUGGCGAUUUUUGUCCCAAACAACUGUAUUACGGCGGAGGCCCAGUGGUCAUUGAGAACAAAUCCCAAGAUGACAAGUCAUGUCGUUUUAUGCAAAUUGGUGUCUUCGGCUACCGUAGCCAAAACGACAUGGGUUCUUUUGUUCGAGUCAAAAACUAUUUGCCUUGGAUUACGGAGAAGUCGAAAUAAUGCGGACAUCCGGUUAACGAAAUCUUCCAUCACGUGGUUUCGCAUUCCUACAAGUUGUGUGCGAAGUUGUGCGAUCCGUGACUUAACCGACUGACUGAUACUCCCGUAAAAUCCCGAUUCAAUGACCAACUCAUUUUCUUAUCCCUUAGAAUGUUGCUUAGUACUUGUAGGUUAGUAAAUGGUUUUAAGUUCAAGGCGAUUACAAUUUUUAUUAGAA
Daphnia pulex (common water flea) is the source of this 1600-nucleotide messenger RNA. Its product is annotated as glucanase inhibitor protein 3-like. Gene Ontology annotation, biological process: proteolysis. Gene Ontology annotation, molecular function: serine-type endopeptidase activity. Bases 409 to 1383 code for a protein of 324 amino acids. The record is from RefSeq and is a predicted model, not a curated record. Lineage: Eukaryota; Metazoa; Arthropoda; Branchiopoda; Diplostraca; Daphniidae. The transcript has 10 exons.